Molecule: messenger RNA, 1561 nt
Organism: Hemicordylus capensis (graceful crag lizard)
Lineage: Eukaryota; Metazoa; Chordata; Lepidosauria; Squamata; Cordylidae
Gene: ENKUR
Product: enkurin, TRPC channel interacting protein
Exons: 6
Coding region: 268-1032 (254 amino acids)
Cellular component (GO): acrosomal vesicle
Molecular function (GO): calmodulin binding
Source: RefSeq, a predicted model, not a curated record
GUCACAAAGGCGCUCUCCCGUUCCACACAUACACGUUACUAAGCAAUCGUUUCCCCGAGUAACCAAACAGUGGAAGGAAAGGUUCGAAUGAGAGCCAGCGGAGGACGGGUGGCUGAGUAAGGCUAAGAGAGGGACGCAGAGAAAGGGAAGAGAGGGGAAGUGGGGAGAAGUGAGGAGGUGCCGGGAAGACCUGGUGGGGGAGGAAGAAGCUCUCUCGGUGCAUUCAGACGGCGUGCAUUUAGCUUGCGAGAUUUUAUCAGUGUGAAGAUGGCUGCAGUAUGCAUGGAAGAGAGCAUUUACAAUCUUCUACCUCGCAUCCCGGAGAAGUCUUACAAGGGACCUAGAUAUGUAUCAACAUUUAAGCCAUAUGUGAAGUGUACAAUACAGCAAAACAAAUCACAGUGGAAAACUAUGGGACCCGUGAAAGUACAAUUGCCCUCUCCAAAAGACUUCCUUCAGAAACAUUCAAAGGAGCCAAAGCUACCAAAGAGGAAAAAAGAUAAAAAGAAAACGAUAGAACUCACCGUGCCCCGAAGAACAGAUCACCCAGUGAUGGGAGUUCACAGUAACAAGAAUUUCGUAACCACAAAUGCAGCUAAUGCUAUCAUUGGAGUGCCUAAGAAACCUCAACAACUUUGUGUUGACAGACAACAAGGAGACAAAUUUCUCCUUGAAACUUCAGGACUUGUUCCAAAAUAUCUCAAGAAAAAGGAUUAUGGUAUGACUCCAAAAUAUGUAAUUAAGCGAAAUGAAGAAGCCAGGAGAGCCCAAGAACGUUAUGAUUCCUAUGUCAGGGAGACUCUUAGACAAAAAGCCAUGAAACGGCUCUCUGAUGAAGAGAGGGACAGUCUUCUUGAGGGUCUCAAGAAAAACUGGGAAGAAGUACAUCAAGCAUUUCAAAGCCUUUCAGUAGAAAUAGAUACAAUACCAAAGAAGCUUCACAAAGAAAGACUGGAACUGCAGAUGAAACAAUUGGAACAUGACAUCCAGACAAUUGAGAAACACAAAGUCAUUUAUAUUUCAAACAAAUGAGGACAUCAUCAUUAGAAAUAUUAUUUUCAUGAAGAUGAAGCAACUUUCAACAGGGAAGCAAAACAUACCUAUUUAUUUGAAAGCAGAAAAACAGUUUUAACAAAUAUCUUAGAAUCUUAACAUAUUUUACUUUUUCAAGAGUUUUACAUUUGUUGUCUAUUUUUUCUAAUAAAUGUCCACUUAUUUUUGUCCUAGAUUUUUCAAUUAGUUAUACAACACAAAGAACCCUAAAGGUUUCAAAUGUCUUUAUAACAUGUAACAUCAUGUACUUUAAUGAUUUAAGUAGAUAUGUAUAUAAAAAGGUGGGAACGAUUUGUGGGAUAGUUAAUAAAGAGUUCCUGACAUUAAGAAUUCCAGUUCCUUCUGUGUAUAAUUUUUAAGCACAAUUAGAGCUAGAUCAGGGCAAAAGUUGUUAAGGUGGCAGCUAUGCUUGUAUAACUGUACAUAUGCACUCAGUGUGAAUUCUGUUGCACUUAUUACCUAUAUUGUAGACGCUUUCUUAAGAAAUAUAUUAUUUACUUAUUUACAA